UUUCUGCAGCACGCAUUUUCCACUUAGCCAGAGGGUGUGUUUGGUGCUGAGACAGAUGAAAUGAAGACAGAAGAAGUGAAGACAGCGGUGGGACAGUCUGUAACCCUACACAGCGGUGUAGAAGAAUAUCAUCAGAUCAGCUGGAUGUUUGAGAACAGGAAUAUAGCUAAAUGUAGGGGAAACACAGAUGGCACUCCAUCAUGUGAGAUUACUGAUGAGAGACUCAGAGGCAGACUGAAGAUAGACAGUCAGAACGGAUCUCUCACCAUCAUCAACAUCAGCUCUGAACUCACUGGACUUUAUAAACUACAGAUCAUCGACAGCUCUUCUAAAAAGUCGUCACACAAGCAAUUCAAUGUUACUGUCUCUGAAGCAGAUCUGCACCAAGAUAAUGAAGCACUGAUAAAUGUGCUGGUCAUAGCAGCAGCAGUAGGAGCAGCAGCAUCAGGAGCAGCAGCAGCAGCAGGAGGAGCAGCAGGAGCAGCAGCAGCAGCAGUAGGAUCAGCAGCUUUGAUUUACUGUUGCUAUAAGAAAUUUAGACCGGCAAGACAAAAUGGCAAGGAACGUCUCAGGUUAUCCAUGUCACCAUGGUUCCCUGAGAAGGGGAACGAGACACUGCGUCCCCUUGCCAUGCUUCAGGCAUUCCUGUGCACAUCUCCUUCAGACAAGAAGCUGAUGACCCGUGCUACAGUGAAGUUUUAA
Molecule: messenger RNA, 702 nt
Organism: Sinocyclocheilus grahami
Lineage: Eukaryota; Metazoa; Chordata; Actinopteri; Cypriniformes; Cyprinidae
Exons: 5
Coding region: 61-702 (213 amino acids)
Source: RefSeq, a predicted model, not a curated record